UUAUCAUUCAAGGCGCGGACUUGAUCAGAAGUUGACCAGCCAUUUGGAGACUCACAAAUUUACAGUCAGAAUUCAAGAACAUCGAAGUUCUAUCUGUUCAUUUCAGAAGCGAAUAUUUAUAUUUAACUAUCAAGAUGCCGAAAAGAGGUGGAGGCGGAGGUGUAAGGACGAAACCCCAGCACAAGGGUCGUGCUCGUAAAUUCACAUCGCCUGAAGAAGUGGACGCUCAGAUGAAGGCAGAGGAGGAAGGCAGAGGACAGCCAAAAGGAGAAGGAGGUGAUGAAGACAGUUUUUCUCAUCCACAAGCUCGAGCAGGAGAGAUGCCUCCAUCUGACUCUGAAGAGGAGAGUAGCGAGGAUGAGGGGAAAGCGAAAGGAGUGGAAGGUCUGAUAGAGAUCGAGAAUCCUAACAGGAGAGUUCAGAAGAUGCAGAAAGCUGUCAAUGUAGAUGUCGAACAGGCACCAACUCAAAUCUCCAGAAGAGAGAGGGAAGAGAUAGAGAAGCAACAAGCUAAGGACCGUUACAUGAAGGCCCACCAGGCGGGUAAGACGGAUGAAGCAAGGGCAGAUCUAGCCAGGCUAGCUAUCAUCAGGAAACAGAGAGAAGAAGCACAGAGGAAAAAAGAUCUAGAAGCAAAAUCUAAAGCAAAAGGUAAGAAAUGACAACUUCCCUGGAUGUUUACAUCAGUCGGAUAUCUCUGCGAUGCCACUCACUUGCAAAGGGAAAGCUGUGCUACGAUACGAGCAGGAACAAGGAUGCAUCAUGGGUAAUGCUAUAACGCACCAAUCACAAGAGACUUUGGCCGUUCAAACUAAUCUUCACUCUCCAUGCCUCUCCGUGAAUAACUGAAUACAGUGGACACUCGUUAUAACGAGGUCCUUGGGACCAAGGAAGUUACCUUGUUAUAUCAGGAAUCUUGUUAUACUAGAGCUCUUUAUACUGAGGUUCCACUGUACCCCCAAAAAGAAAUUAUUCCCACACUGAUCGCCACUACACUGAAAUCUGAAGGUGAGAUGCAGGCAAUUGGACCCAUUUUAUUGAAGAUUCACAGCGAGGAAGAUUCACAGAGAGAAACAUCAGUGAGCUGUGAGGAAAUACAUUUUCUCCAAAUUCCUAGCAGAUCCUCCAUUUAAUUCUUUUCUGGCAAUGUUGUUGUAAUGCUCCAAAUUACUUUCAUGAACAUCAAUAUCAAAACCUUUUAAAGUAAACUUUAAGACUAAUUGAAUACUUUGUUUUUUGUCUGAUAGAAAAAUACUGGUGUCUUAUGCUCUUGCAAUGUAGUCCUUUUCAGCAUGCCGACAUUUCUGACUGAGAUUGCAGUUUAAUGCAAUUAAAAAACCUUCAUAUCCAGAAAACCUUAUCCAGAAAAUUCAGCAAGAUACACUGUGUCCGUGUGUGACAUAGGCAUGCCUUCGCAACCUCCAAUACCCGGUAGUUUAAAAAAAAUAUUCAAUGAGUCUUGUGUUUUAGACCCUUUUGUCAAAGGUUGCAAUAUGGAAGCUCUUUGUAUUUGCUACUUACCAGGCGAUUAAAUAUCCUGCCUCAAUUCAGUAAUGAUUUUAUUGUGAAAUCAAAAUGUGCGUGUGCAAAAGAGCCAUUCAUUAGUUACUUGCAAUGUGGCAUCGCAAGAUUAAGUGGAUGAAAUUUUCAUUGUGUAUUAUAAUAGAAGUAUACGUAGUUUACAAGGAAAGGUAUUGAAAAAUUCAAAAUACAUGUGAACAGUAAUAUUGAAAUUUGAUUGUACUUGUUUUCUAAUCUCAUUUUUUAAUUCAAACUUAAUGAAAUUAAUUUUUUUCAGUAAUGAUGAUCAUGGUAUUUUCUUGCUAUUGUAUUUUACAAUAUUUUAUGCUUAUAGUGACUUUGGUUAUAUUGUGCAAUUUGCACCUUUUGUGUAAGUCCUGAAGCUGUUUUUGUCCAGUUGUAUGUAUUUCACAUUCUCAGUGUGCUGAUUGUGUAUUAUGGGGCAUUUCUUCAGCAUUUCCAAACGAUUAGGGCACUGUAAUCAGAAUCUAGGAAGUGAAUGAAGUAUUGGGAUUGCUCUUGAAUAAAUGUUUGCUGGUAAUAUAUUUCUGCCAAAUGUUGAUGCUUCAGGAAAUAAAAUGUUGGAAAAGCUAGGAAGCCUAAUCUUAUUCGUCUAACGUUACAGUGUACCAUCUAGAUGGUUGUAAGUUACUAAGUUUACAGUGUACCAAUCGGCUAAAAACUUAUUUUGUGUACAGCAAAAAUGUCUAAAACAAGCUCAAAACUUUACCAAACUUUCUAUGGGCAAAAGGAUAAGGAGUAGCAUGAUGAAAAUAUUUUUUUUAAUAAAUCAGUGAACAAGGGCCUGUGCGGGCCCAAAUUUAUGCGAGUCCAUGCAGGUGCGUUAAGUAGUCUUAUUUACAAAUCACUUUUUAAUUGAGGGUGUAUUUGAACUUGCGAAAUCUCUUUUAGAUUUAAUAUUUGAAGCUCAUAUUUGGAAUAUAGCAUUGCAGAAUGGAACUCAUAACAUACAAAAUAAAAUAGUUGUUUGUGAUUGGUAUAUUUAAGAAUGUCUGGUAAUGCACGAAGUCCUUGAUUACAAAGGAAACUAUUAAAAGGUUAAUAAAACAGACAUAGCAGGGAGUUGUUAUAUUUUUGUCAAUUAAAAUCAAAUUUACUCUAUUUGAAUUGACAUUUACAGGAAAGCGAAUCAUCACUGAAUUAUUCAACUACUUUGCUGCCUGUGUAUGUGGGAAUGGCAGCUUGGAGCAUGUAAAAUAAAACGUUUUUUGUGUUAAUGUGCCUUAGUUUCAGGGAAAUUUAAAUCAUGAAUAUGUAAAUCAAUUUUAUGAAUGGAAGGACAUGGAUAAUGAUUAAUCCUGUUAUUAACUUUUUUCAGAAAAGUAUUUCAUUACAGAAUGAUUAUUCAUGCAGGGCUGUUACUUAACCCAGUCUACCGGUAUGUACAAUUUACAAUUGAGACAUAGAUGCUUGUAAUUGUAAACAUUGAAAAACUUGACAAAUGCUAGAUGGUCAUGCUUUACAUUUACAACAUUGGCAUGUGGCAAAGUUGGUAUUUAUUUUAGUUUUAAUAUCAAUAUAAUUUUGGGUAGAAGUAUUUAACAGAAUAACAUUUUAGGACAACCUGGUUGUGUUUAAUUCUAAUUAAGCAUUACAUAGUACAGGAAAUUAAAUCAGGCUGAAUAAGAUUCAUGAUGCAAAUUGUUAUUUGCAAUUUGCGAUAUACAAAUAUCUCGUUAUUAUUAUUAUAUGAUUGAUAGACACAGAGCCCAAAACCCGAUUGAUGUCUAAUUUGCCUCCAGAGGAUCUUCUUACCUAUCGAGUCAAAAUUGUUUAAUUGUGGAGCUCAUAAUAUGAAUUUUGGGAUUUUCCUUUCCAGGUCACAAGUGCUUGAAUGUACAACUUCCAAGUGACAGUUCUCACCAUACAUGUAUUUACAUGGUUGAAUGUUCAAUAUUUUUAUUUCUAAACUGAAAUUUUGAAUCAAGAAAGCAGUUAUUCCUCAUUUAAUCAGUAAAGAGAGACAUUUCUCUUCUAAAUUAUAGUGGUUAGUUUUAUCUCAAAAGUGAUAUGUAAAAAAUGUGUUAGAAUUAGAGAGGAGUGUACGUAUAGAAGUCAAGUCUCCUCCUUGUUUGUGAAAUAACAGGCAUGAGUUCAUUGCGUUUUACUCUCCCUGGCUUUGACAUUUUUAGUCUACUUCUUGUCAUGUUUAUCUUCUUCUUCAUACAUGUAUUUUCUGUCAUUUAUUUUUAUCCUAAACCCCCUACUUCAAAAUCAAACUCAUAAAAAAUGUGGAUUGUUCCUGUCAUAGCAGAAAUAAAAUGUUCAUGUAUAUAAACAAUAA
Molecule: messenger RNA, 3826 nt
Organism: Strongylocentrotus purpuratus (purple sea urchin)
Lineage: Eukaryota; Metazoa; Echinodermata; Echinoidea; Camarodonta; Strongylocentrotidae
Product: 28 kDa heat- and acid-stable phosphoprotein
Exons: 6
Coding region: 135-662 (175 amino acids)
Cellular component (GO): cytosol
Molecular function (GO): RNA binding
Source: RefSeq, a predicted model, not a curated record